This is a messenger RNA of Cyclocybe aegerita, 927 nucleotides long. NCBI's taxonomy places the organism in Eukaryota, Fungi, Basidiomycota, Agaricomycetes, Agaricales, Hemipholiotaceae. The record is from the annotation of a GenBank genome assembly.
AUGCAACGUGCCACCAUCACUGGCCUUCGUAUCAGGUCUCCCGCCGACGCCCGUGUCAUCUUCCACUCCGUAUUUCUCAAUAUCCUGCCCAUGGUCACCCGCCGGCUCGACACCGAGGAGAGGAGCCUAAUAUCAACAGGAUCUGUCUAUGUCUGGGAGGAACGAGGCCCACACGCCGAACUUACUGGCGUUGGAAUUGAACGCUGGACAGACGGUAUUCGAUGGGGACCUUCGAGAGUACGAGAGGGUUUCUUAUUCUACCAUGAGAAGCCGUCCUCACAACAACUAUACGGCGAGAGCAUGUUGCCCGGCUACGAUCCCACCCGGUCUGGGCUAAUCAAGCAGACAUAUACGGUCUACGUCGAGACACCGAGAGGUCAACGGAAAUGGCAUUUGAUUGCCUAUUUCACAGAAGACACAAUCACUCGGUUGCGAUCUAUUGAUGACAUUCCCCAGCUGGCGUCGCUUGCCGUUCCCCCCGGGCGAUACAAGAGUGCACGUUCAGCGAAGGGUCGGCCAGAUCAUAUCUUCAAUCCUGACUCUGAGAGCCCGGUCUUCUCGCGCCUGGAGUAUGUGCCGUACGCCCCACGAACAUCGCCGCCACCACCUCAACCCCAACCUCUAACCCCUCUUCAAGCACAACACCCGUACCAAUCACACAGACAUUCAGAGUCACCUGUAUCACCAGUAUCGCCUGUAGAGCGUCCGAUUUCGGUUCCCCAUGCUCCUGGACCUGCCAGUUCGACAUCAUCCUCCAUAUCAGACGACAGCAAAAACCUGGUCCCCCUGUGCUACCUACAAGAUAAUCCGCCGCCCCGGCGGCACCCGACAGACGAGAAGGUGCUGAUGCUAUUGACGUCUCGGUGUUUCCACGACAAGCAGCGGUCACUGCUGUCACCCAGCCCACUUCCACGACCUCAAUACUAG